AUGGAUAGUAAGAGAGCAAUAGGUAUCGACUUGGGUACAGCAUAUUCAUGUGUUGCUGUAUUUCAGCAUGAUAAGGUUGAAGUAAUACCUAAUGAACUGAUUGAGCGAACAACACCAUCGUAUGUGACAUUUACAAAAUAUCGACGUUUAGUUGGUAGUGACGCUAAAUAUCAAGCAGAUGCUAAUCCAAAUGGCACUAUUUUUAAUGUUAAACGACUUAUUGGUCGUAAAUAUGAGGAUGCAGUUGUGCAAAAUAAUUUAAAACAUUGGGCAUUUCAAGUAGUCGAUGAUCUUGGGAAACCAAAAAUUAUAACUGAAUAUAAGGAUCAACUGAAGUUAAUAAUACCUGAAGAAGUUUCUGCAUUGAUAUUGAGAAAAAUGAAACAAAUAGCCGAAGAUCAUCUUGGUGAACCAGUUACUGACGCUGUUAUCACUGUUCCAGCUGCUUUCAACGAUUCACAACGUCAAGCAACAAAAGAUGCUGCUGUUAUUGCUGGUUUAAAUGUAUUGCGUAUUCUCAGUGAACCAGUAGCUGCUGCGAUGGCUUAUGGUUUACAUAAUCAAAUAUCUGGUGAAAGACGGAUCUUAAUUUUUGAUUUGGGUGGUGGUACUACUAAUGUAUCAGUUGUAAUAAUCGAGGAAGGAAUCUUUGAAGUGAAAUCAACAUCGGGUGAUGUGCAAAUCGGAGGUGAAGAUUUUGAUAUUCGAAUGGUUACAUAUUUUAUCGAAGAAUUUAAACGUAAACAUAAUAAAGAUCCAUCAAAAAAUAAACAUGCUAAGCAACGGUUACGUUCUGCCUGUGAACAAGCUAAAAAAACUUUAUCUUCAUCAACUCAAGCGUCUAUUAACAUUGACUUAUUCCAUGAAAAUAUUGAUUUCAAAUCAACAAUAACUCGUACCCAAUUUGAAGAAAUUAAUGAUGAUCUAUUUGUUUCUAUGCGUACAAUUAUCGAAACGGCUUUACGCGAUGCUAAAAUGGACAAAUCAAGUAUAGAUGAUAUUGUGCUCAUUGGUGGUUCAUCACGUAUUCCAAAAAUACGAGACCUUAUACGAGAGUUUUUUAAUGGUAAACUACUAAAUCAAUCAAUUAAUCCAGAUGAAGCUGUUGCUUAUGGUGCUGCUAUUCAAGCAGCUAUAUUAACAGGCAAUAAAUCUGAACAACUCAAAGAUACUUUUUUAUUUGAUAUUGCUCCAUAUUCAUUAGGUAUUGAAACUAAGGGUGGUCAAAUAACAACAAUAAUUGAGCGAAAUACGACAAUUCCAACAAAACAGACUAGAACAUUCGAAGUUUCUCCAUCUUAUCAAUCUGAUAAGAUUGUAACAGAAUUAAUCGAACACGAUGAGCGACAACCAAAAAUACCAAUUACACCAUUUUUAAAUAAAAAAUGUGAUGUUGAUAUCAAAGUAUUUGAAGGUCAAGAUGGGCUAGCAAUAAACAAUAAUUUACUUGGUUGUUUCACUCUCUCGGAUAUUUUAUUUUCAUCUGACGUGGCUCCGCAAAUUGAAAUAACAUUCGAUAUUGAUGCAAAUGGGAUAUUGAAUGUUUCAGCUAUAGACAAGACUUCACAAAAAGAAAAUAAGAUGAGAGUUACAAAUGAUAAAGGUCGAUUAUCAGAAUCGGAUAUUGAAAGUCUGAUUAAAAAGUUGGAAAGAUAUGAUCUCGAAAACAAUUAG
Adineta steineri is the source of this 1674-nucleotide messenger RNA. The record is from the annotation of a GenBank genome assembly. Lineage: Eukaryota; Metazoa; Rotifera; Eurotatoria; Adinetida; Adinetidae.